UCUCCUCUACCUGUUCAUCCCGACAGCUUGUUGAACAGAUAACACGCAGGUGUCAGCAGAGAGGGAGAUAAAAACAGCGCCUGCUAUCAAGAAGCCGAUUAUAAACAAACCUCCGCGGGUUUCAUCGCGUUCUCUAACUGACGCGCGCUCAUUCUGAGGAGGUUUUGCCAGCGCGCGACAUGGUUUAUGUGUGGAAAGUGGAUACGGGGGAAUAAUGUUGACAAUAAAUGCACUUAUUCCCAGAGGAACUUUUCAAGGGCGGAUGGAUUCUCCUCGGAAGUUUUGGGAUCACGCGAGAGUCCGUUUCUAAAUACGGAUUCUGAAUUUGGAAAGCAUCAUGUCCUCAUUCUCUUCUUGAGACUCCCAUCUGUCAAACUAGUCCUCAACCUGAACCUGCAUUAACAUCAGAUCUAAAUUAUGGAUGGUGAUGGACAGCCUCCGGCUUCAAAUGAUGACUCGAAGCUCUGCUCCAAAGGUGGCUUCUCUCUAACCAGCUGGCGUUCCUCUUCGAGGACUUUACUGCGAGGAGGAGAGGAUGUGAGCCGAAGGCUGCUGUCUGCUGUGAACCACCAGGAAUGCACAGACUCGGGGGCCAGUCCCACCUCAAAAUCCCUUGAGGUGACCACAGGGUUAGAUGGCACCUCAGCAACCACCACCACCGUGACCACAUCCACUCCGCCUCACCUCGACAAAGCCAUGGCAGAGUCAACAGGGCCUGCGGGAGCCCCUCAGCCAUCCGAAUCAGAAGAAAGGGUCUUCACUGUCCAGUCUACAUUUCUCCAGAGACAGUUCAGCUCCUUGCUGCAGCCAGGGGUUAACAAGUUCUCACUGCGAAUGUUUGGAAGUGCAAAGGGUGUUGCAGCCGAGCAGGAACGGGUCAAGUCAUUUGGGGUUUGGAUUAUACAUCCAUAUAGUAACUUCAGGUUCUAUUGGGACUUGGUGAUGCUGUGCCUGAUGAUGGGCAACCUCGUCAUUCUGCCAUGGGGCAUCACCUUCUUUGAGGAUCAGAACACACUGCCGUGGAUCACCUUCAACGUGGCCUCCGACACCCUCUUCCUGGCUGACCUUGUCUUAAACUUUCGUACUGGUAUUAUGGAAGGCGACAACACCCAAAUCAUCCUGGACCCACAAGUGAUCAGUCGGCGUUACCUUCGUGGCUGGUUUCUGGUGGACUUCAUCUCCUCCAUUCCGGUAGACUACAUCUUCCUGGUGGUGGAUAUAGAAGCCCGGCUUGAGUCAGCAGAGGUGUACCGCACUGCCAGGGCUUUGCGCAUCGUCCGCUUCACCAAGAUCCUCAGUUUGCUCAGAUUGUUGCGCUUAUCCAGACUUAUACGUUACAUUCAUCAAUGGGAAGAGAUCUUCCAUAUGACCUAUGACCUUGCAAGCGCAGUAGUUCGUAUAGUGAAUCUGAUUGGAAUGAUGCUCCUGCUGUGUCACUGGAAUGGCUGCAUGCAGUUCAUGGUGCCCAUGUUGCAAGAUUUCCCAUCAAACUGCUGGGUCUCCAAAAACAACAUGGUGAAUGCCACUUGGGAUGUCCAAUACUCCUAUGCCCUUUUUAUGGCCAUGAGCCAUAUGCUGUGUAUUGGAUAUGGUGCUCAGGCACCUGAGGGAGCAACUGAUGUCUGGCUCACGAUGAUCAGCAUGAUUAUCGGUGCCACCUGUUACGCCAUGUUCUUGGGGAAUGCCACUAACCUGAUCCAGUCUUUGGAUGCUUCCCAUCGUCAGUAUCAAGAGAAGUACAAACAAGUGGAACAGUACAUGUCCUUCCACAAGUUGCCGGCUGACAUGAGGCAGAGGAUCCAUGAUUAUUAUGAGCACCGCUUCCAGGGCAAGAUGUUUGACGAGGACAAUAUCCUCGAAGAACUCAGUGACCCGCUAAAAGAGGAGAUAGUGAACUAUAACUGCCGUGAGCUGGUGGCUAACAUGCCUCUCUUUGCGAAUGCUGAUCCUCACUUCGUCACAGUGCUCCUCACAAAGUUGCGCUUCGAGGUCUUUCAGCCGGGUGAUAUAAUCAUCCGUGAAGGGACGCUCGGCCGUAAAAUGUACUUCAUCCAGCAUGGCUGCGUCAGUGUAAUCACUCAUGACAAUAAAGAGAAGAAACUGAAUGAUGGCUGCUACUUCGGGGAGAUCUGUCUGCUGACCCGUGGACGUCGUACAGCCAGCGUCAGAGCUGACACAUACUGCAGACUUUAUUCACUGAGUGUGAGCAGCUUUAAUGAGGUCUUAGAGGAGAAUCCAUUAAUGAGGAGGGCGUUUGAGAGCGUAGCAGUGGACCGUCUGGAGCGCGAGGGAAACAGCAUUGUGCGUUCACACAAGAGUGUGGAGGAUGAUGGGGACUAAUGGAUUCUUAUUUUUUAGUGAACUUUGACCGGGGACUCACCGAAGAUGACUGAAUGUAGAAAAAAAAAAAAACAUGGUGUUACAGUGUCCAUAUAAUUGACUUAAAUGAUAAUGUACAGUUGCAGUAUGGUGUGAUUUAUCUAAUUAAAAUAGUUCUUUCUUAUUCUUAAUUUGACAUUGAAAUGUAUUGGAACAUAAAAAGAAACAAUAUCAGUCCUGUAGUUUUAAUAAUGUUUUGUUGACUCUUGAGAUACUGGAUUCAUGUAAUUCAUUUCAGUCAGAAACCAUUAGUUUAGCAGGGACCUCGAUGAAUGUGGUAAAACAUGUAUAUGCAGCAAUAUAUAUAUUAUAAUACAACUACAUUAACGAUACAAUAAAAUGAAUUUCUACUAAGCUCCUUUAGUUUCAAGUAAUAGUAACCCUUAGUCAAGGAAUUGCUCCCUGUAAAUUUUGCAUUUAGAAAAAUAUCUCCAAGAGGGAUUUGAAUAUGGUAACUCAGUACAACUCAAUGUUUAACUCUUUAAUCUUGAUCUCUUUGACAUUGCUUUCAUUUAUAAAGCUCCAGGCAGCCACCAGCAUGUAACAGUGUUGCACUUACUCAAGCUUUCAUUAUUGUGGUGCUGCUGGUGGAAGGUCUCUGGAUGUAUCAUUGAUUCCUUACGGAGGCACACAAAUAAUCAAAUCGAGCUAAAUCAAUAAAAAAAAAAAACUGAAAAUAAUAUUUCUAUUAGUUGUUUUAUAAUACAAUAUUAUACUGAAUUCUAUCUGCUUUCCGGAUCAACAUAGAGCACUUAAGAAUCAUGCACUGUAAGAAAAGAUGUCUGCUAACUGAAAGACAUGGAUGAGCUUGGACAACUGCACAUUGUCCUCUUAACUUAAAAUUAAAGUAUUAAACAAUAUGAGUCACAUAAUCACUGAUUAAACUAAUUUCCGUUUGGCCUGAGCCCUUUCUUAUCUGUAAUAAUCGGUUAUGAUGGAAAUAACCCUUUGAGAGGAGGUUGUUUUCAAACAUGCUUUUGAGAAAAAAAAUAUUUACUUAGGAGCAGGUGAUACAUUCAUUUUAAAUUAUAUUUUGUUAGUAACAUCUCUUCUCUGUGUUGUUGGAAAGAAAAAAAAGAGAUAUAUUGCCCCACAUAAUGUGUGAAAUUAUAGAGAUGAAUGAGGAGUAUUAUGAAAAACAACUGAGAUUUUGAAUGUAAAUGUUAAUUUGAUGUUUCAUAUGCCACUAUAUUAUAAAUGUAUAUUAAUAACUGUUAAAUACAAUCGCUGUACAUGCGUCUACAUACUGUUUGGUAGAAUAUUUUAAGUUUAAUGUGUCAGCUUAAUGUGUCAUCAUUAUUUACAGGGAAUUACUAUUUCAUUUAUUUAAUUGUUUUCAUACUAAACACUAAAUAAAACUGCACUUCAAACCAAAUAAAGUUGUUU
Messenger RNA from Cyprinus carpio (common carp), 3765 nucleotides. RefSeq names its product hyperpolarization activated cyclic nucleotide-gated potassium channel 3 (gene hcn3). NCBI's taxonomy places the organism in Eukaryota, Metazoa, Chordata, Actinopteri, Cypriniformes, Cyprinidae. Bases 418 to 2340 code for a protein of 640 amino acids. Gene Ontology annotation, cellular component: membrane. The record is from RefSeq and is a predicted model, not a curated record. The transcript has 8 exons. Gene Ontology annotation, biological process: potassium ion transport; transmembrane transport. Gene Ontology annotation, molecular function: voltage-gated potassium channel activity.